UGCCCGGAACCAUGCUUUCGUUAGUGCUGGUCUUUUGUUUCCGAUCGGUCGAUAUUUUGAAAAGAACUUUACUUAUGGCGACCUUCAUAGCAGAGGCGUGAAAUGUCUCUUAAUUUCUCUUUACUUGUCUGAUUAAAUGUAUUUGAGCGCAUGUUAAAAUAGGUGCCAUGGGUGUAGUUCGACAUGUUGUGUGUGCUAUGUCUGGAGGGGUUGACAGUUCUGUCAGUGCACUGUUACUCAAAAGAAUGGGCUAUCGUGUGACUGGUGUGUUCAUGAAGAACUGGGACUCUCAGGAUGAGAGAGGGGUCUGUUCAUCAGAGAGAGACUGUGAAGAUGCUUAUAAAGUGUGUAAGAUGCUGGAUAUGCCUUUCCACCAGGUCUCAUAUGUUAAAGAAUACUGGCAUGAAGUAUUUAGCAAUCUUCUUAGGGAAUAUGAGAAGGGCAGAACACCAAAUCCAGACAUAAUGUGUAACAAACACAUCAAGUUUAAGCACUUCUAUCAGUAUGCAGUUAAUACUUUAGGUGCUGAUGCCAUGGCAACGGGACACUAUGCCCGGACGUCCCAGGAGGACGAGGAGGUUUUUCAACAGAAGUACGUUCCACCUCCCAGAACCCUCUUCAGAGAUCGGUUUGAAAUGAGAAAGCCUGUGCGGCUCUAUCAGGGUGCUGAUCGCUUGAAGGACCAGACAUUCUUUCUCAGUCAGAUUUCCCAGGAUGCUCUGCGACACACAAUAUUUCCCCUAGCUGGGCUAACCAAAGACUUUGUGAAGAAAAUAGCUGCUGAAGCUGGCUUCCAGCAUGUUCUAAAGAAAAAAGAGAGCAUGGGGAUCUGUUUCAUUGGAGAGAGAGAUUUUGAGAACUUUAUCCUUGAGUACAUAGAGCCCAAACCGGGAAACUUUGUCUCCGUUGAAGAUGGGAAGAUCAUGGGGCAGCAUAAAGGCUGGUUCACAUUAACACUGGGUCAGAGGGCUAGAAUAGGAGGACAGGUAGAUCCUUGGUUUGUAGUUGAUAAAGAUAUCACGACCGGUGAUGUAUUUCUGGGUCCAACCACUAACCACCCAGCACUGUUCCGAGACACGAUGCAGACAGACCGCUUCCAUUGGAUAGCCGAAGACCCGCCUGUCGAACUUGUCCGAACUCAGAUGAUGGAAUGUCUCUUCCGUUUCAUUAACCGGAUGCCUUUAACUCCAUGCACUGUAACCUUGAAUCUAGACGGGUCAGUGUGGGUAAUGCUGAAAGAGCCAAUAAGAGCAUUGACACCUGGGCAGUUUGCUGUCCUAUAUAAGGGAGAUGAGUGUUUGGGCAGUGGGAAGAUCAUUCGUCUGGGACCCACACAAUUCACUCUUCAGAAAGGUCAAAACUGCCUGAGCUGCCCGCCUAAAGACACAAACCAACAACAUCCAGAGCCUGUCAACUGAGACGCACGCAUGCAGCACAAACCAGCACCCCUCUUGUGUUUUAUCAAUAACAAGAACUUAGGGGGCUCUUAGUAUUCACAGACAUUUAGGAUGGGGGAACCCUUAAUGUGACUUGUAUGUUUUCUGUAUUUUUUUCUUAAUUGUAAUUAAUUUGGGAAUUGUAAUUUAUUUGUAAAAUACAUACGUAGUGAUUGUGGUAUUGCUCUUUCUUAAGAUUUUAUACAUGCAAGUGGUUAUAGUGCCUUUAUGGUGCAACAAUCCUGACCUAUGCAAUCUUUCAGACAAAUAUUAAGCUACAGGUUCACAGUUUGUUCUUCUUGAGUACUGUUACUGAGUUCCUUUCUCUCCCAAUAGAGGGCGUGGGAGCAUCACUUACUGUAUGUCUAG
Molecule: messenger RNA, 1805 nt
Organism: Sinocyclocheilus grahami
Lineage: Eukaryota; Metazoa; Chordata; Actinopteri; Cypriniformes; Cyprinidae
Gene: trmu
Product: tRNA 5-methylaminomethyl-2-thiouridylate methyltransferase
Exons: 11
Coding region: 168-1418 (416 amino acids)
Biological process (GO): tRNA wobble position uridine thiolation
Cellular component (GO): mitochondrion
Molecular function (GO): sulfurtransferase activity
Source: RefSeq, a predicted model, not a curated record